GCCCGAGGUUGCCCGAAGUACCAAGCGCACACGUACCAAGUGUACCAACACGUAUGUACACAGUACGUAGCUGGUGCGUUACAAGAUCGUCCCCUCCACGUGCUAUGAAAUGGAGACACUGGAGUCAGAAUCUGGCACCUUGACACUGUGCUUGACGCUCACUAAUUCAUUGGUAGGUCAUCCGUGAUCGGUUUGACAGUUCUAAUGUCACAACACGAAGAAGUCCAUACCUGGCAAACAGGUUAGGUAUGGGGAAAACAACGAGAGUGGUCGUUUGCGGCAUGAAAGGAGUCGGUAAGACCGCUUUGCUGGAGCAGCUCAUAUAUGGAAACGUCAACGCGAAAACGGAGAUUCAUCCCACGAUCGAGGAUAUUUACGUCGGCAACAUUGAGACUGAUCGAGGUACGAAGGAGAAGGUUAGAUUCUACGACACAGCUGGGCUUGAGUCUCUUCAGAGCAAUGUAAAUAAUCAGCAACUUCCACGGCACUACCUCGGAUUUGCUGACGGCUACGUUUUGGUCUAUAACACUGGUAAGCCCGAAUCUCUUGAUGUACUUUUUCCCUUGAAAAAGGACAUUGAUAAGAAUAAGGACAAGAAGGAGAUAACUGUGAUCGUGAUCGGCAAUCGGACGAAAACCGAUGCUGCAUCGCAUAACUUAGAGAAUACUGCGAGUAAAGCAUCAAACUGGUGCGCUAGAGAAAAGAUCAAGCAUUACGAAGUGAAUAUCAUGGACAGAUCCAGCCUGUUCGAGGCCUUUGUGUAUCUGUCGUCCAAGUUGAAUCCUCCUACUAACAAAAGUACAUUUCCGCAAUUGAGCAUGGGUAGGAGAUCCGUUAAAACUGAAGCACAGUGAUGCUCGCUUAGGGAUACGACGUAAAGUUGCGCAAAUGUAAACGAUUACGAUAUGAGUCUUGCUUGUGAAUGUUGUACUCAGGUAUAACUUAUUCAAUAAUAGCUGAAUAUCGCCUCCGUCAGUGCGGACACAUUUUGAGAUCUCAAUGACUAUGUAUGCAGCAUGCACUUUUAUGUUAAUCUUGAACAUAUGUGUGAUACUAGACUCGAAACUCGAGAUAACUGGGGUUCCAUGGGUAUCAUGGGUACUAUAAAUCAUGUACUUAAGUUAUCAAGCAACAAGUUUGCUGCCAAAGUCGUCUGAUACAGCAUUUAUUUACUUUUUAAAUAUAAAUGCAAAGUUAUCAAAUUUUUUGAUAUUUUACUUCAUGAUUGCAUGAUUGCAUUAUUAUUUCAAUUGAAGUUACAAAACUAUUGAAUCUCUCUUAUUAUAUGUACUUAACUCGCUUUAUAGAAUUUAAGCUGUGGAGCGAAAGCAUUGUUUUUGUGCAAAAA
Molecule: messenger RNA, 1348 nt
Organism: Ooceraea biroi (clonal raider ant)
Lineage: Eukaryota; Metazoa; Arthropoda; Insecta; Hymenoptera; Formicidae
Gene: kappaB-Ras
Product: NFKB inhibitor interacting Ras like 1
Biological process (GO): Ral protein signal transduction; negative regulation of canonical NF-kappaB signal transduction
Molecular function (GO): GTP binding; GTPase activating protein binding; GTPase activity
Source: RefSeq, a predicted model, not a curated record